AUACAAUACAAUACAAUACCGCUUUAUUUCUAUAGCGCCCCCACAGCCGCAACAAAGCGCUUUACAGAAUAUUUCAAAUGCUACGUCCACGAAAUCAGAAUACUGAUCCAUCAAUAAGGCUCAUCGGAUGAUAAAGCGCACGGUCGGCUUUUGAGAAAAUCGAAUGCUUUUAGGUGCGGAAAAUACGGUACUUGCUAGCGCUGCUUUGUUGGUUUUCGUUAACGAUCAUAACCUUGCUCUGAAGCUCGCUUGAUCCAAUUUUGGAUUGCAACACGGUAUUGUUUAAUUGAUGCCACUUUGAAGGACAUCCAAUUUUUGGGGGGGUCGAGUUCUUGUUUUCCCACCUCGCUAAUGUUAUAGCCAGAGUGCGUUACGUAUAUUUAACUGUGUUCAAAAGAGUUGGCUUAAGCUCCUCCUUAUGCCACAAAAUCCACCGUGUUUAAGUACCAUCCAAAUGUACCUCUCUUAUCGGCCCGCUAUCCAUCAUCACUUCACAAGCCACACACACACACACACAAAUAGAGAGAGGGGGAGCAAUGCGGAGCAGCUGUAGCUAAGUUUAGCCUCCAUCAGGUCAGGGUGCAAUGAUAACAUCCACAUGGGACAAUCUGCCUUUGUAUGGGAACGAAGAAAACGUGACGCGAAGAGGCGCGAUGCUUCUUUUCAUGUACGAGUGGAAUGAAAGCAGCACGCGCACCCUUGCAGCGUGGGCAGAAGCACGCGGACACUCAUCUCCGAGGGCGGCGCGCUAAUCGCAGUCAGAGGUAAAUGGCAGCGAAGGCUGCGCCGUUUGGACGUGUGCCAUGAAACCAAGUCGCUCGCACGCGGGUGACUCCGUCGUGUCUUUCGGCAUCAGACGGACAGGAGCGAAAACACACAAACAACUUUCAGAAGCCCUCCCCAUGAAUCAAACGGGCCAUAAACACGUUGACACCCGAUACGGGGGAUGCAAUCUCUGCACCAAAACAAGCGCACGAGCUUAGCGUCUCUUGUCGUGGCACUCGGGUCAUCUUGGCCAACGUAUGUGCAGGUCUUGAUGCUUGACUGUUUGGAGCCGAGCGAGAGUCAAAGCGUCAGUUGUUUUCUGUUCCUGUCACCAUGGCAAUGAGAGCUCCUAAGUGCCUCGGCCGCGGCGCCCUUGGACUCAGACGGGCAGCUGUAUUUACCAAUGAGUUCACCCGUCGGGAUUGACACUAAACCCUGCCAGGCUGCCAAUGUGCGUGUGUGUGUCUGUGUGUGUGUGUGCGGUAUUUGGCCGAUACUCCCACCCCAGGUGCAGACCAAAGGGCAGCGGACAUAAAGUGACGGAUCACAUUCGGAACAUCACAGAGAAACACAGGAGGAGUUUUGGAGGGUCUGUUUUAGAGGUGGUACAGCAGGAUUGAGCGGGUAUGCGUGUGUGUGUGGUAUUUGGGUCCUACUCCCACCCAAGGCGCAGACCAAAAGGCAGCGGACAAAAAGCGAAGGAUCAGAUUCAGGACAUCACGAAUCAGACGGGAGAGUGUUGGAAGGGUCCGACUUUGAGGCGGUCAUCUGUGGACUUUCUUGUCACUUUUUGGCACGCAUGCUGCGGCGACCAGGAAGCCAGAAGGAUAACACGGUAGGAAUUGAUCGUGACUUUUUUUGGGGACGAUGGAUAGCUACUCCAUCCUUUACAGCUCAUGCCACAGGACCGAGCUGCUCGCCCGCUUCCAGCGUCUGCGCUCGGCCGGGAGGAUGUGCGACGUGGUGCUCGAGACCGAGGGGGUCUCCUUCCCGUGCCAUCGGGCCCUCCUGGCCAGUUCCAGCGAUUAUUUUUGGGCUCUAUUCGGGGAAGCUACGACGGAGAGAUUAGCGUGCAGCAUCAGGCUUCCGGCACUAACGCCCAUAGGCUUAGAUGUCAUCUUAGACUUCCUGUACUCCGGUUGGCUCAGGGUGUCCGAGAGCACACUUCCUGAUGUUUUGGAGGCGGCGAGCUACCUGCAAGUGGACACGGCCGUUGCCAUAUGUGAACGCUACAUCACGGAUGAGCUCAGCGCGGAGAACUGCUGCUGCUACGCUAACUUAGCAGAGUACCACGCACUUACUGACGCGUUGGAAGCGGCCAACUACAGUAUCGCCACGGAGAUGGCCGCUCUUCUGCAAGAGAGACGGGACGACCUCCUGGGCUUGAACAUCCAAUCGCUGAUGACGGUGCUGGACGCUGAUGAAAUUCCGGCGGUAAAGGAGGUGGAGCUUGUCAAGCUGGCACUGGAUUGGUUGGGUGAGAACGGACCUCUGCCGCUGCUGCAAUCCAACCAGUUGCUAAGCCGCUUGCGCUUCGGAUUGAUCGCCCCGGACGAUCUUGCGCACCUGAGCCACGCCAGCAAAGCCAUGGGCACACCUUUGAUCAGGAGCCAGGUGACGAGGGCAUUGGAGUACCACAGAACGGGUUCGGCAAGGCCGAUCAAGCAGAACAAACAGUCCACGCUCAGGGCGGCCGUUCGUGUAGUACUUGUCGGCGGUAGCUCGAGUCCAGAUCAUCCGGAGCAGCAGGUGUUGAUGUUCAAUCCGAAAACCAGGACGUUUGGGUCCCUUACGACCUACCUGCCGCAGAGACUAAGGAACCACUGCGUGUGCUCCUUGGGUGGCUUCCUCUUCGUAGUGGGCGGGGAGGUGGUGAGCAAGGCAGACGGCAAACCGGUCGUCGCGGAAACCUCCAACCAGGUUUGGAGGUACGACCCCCGCUUUGAGUGUUGGCAGCAGGUGGAGUCCAUGCUUCAGAAGAGGACCAAGUUCACCUGCUGCGCCACCGACGACUCCAUCUACGCCAUUGGCGGACAACACACAACCGCCGACGGCAACACACCCGCCACGUUGGCUUCCGUGGAGUUUUAUGACUUCGAGGCAGGCGCUUGGCGGCGGGGACCACCCAUGCCCGGACCGCUCCACGGUCACGCGAGCGCCGUGCUCGAACAGAAAAUUUACGUGUCGGGUGGUCUCCCGGACAACGGGGUCGUUGACCUGGUCCCGGGCCAGAGCCAAAGCAGAAAGGAAGUUCUGUGCUGGGACGGUGUGAGUAGACUCUGGCAGAAAGUGGCACCCAUGUCCAUCGGCAGGUUCGGGCAUCGCCUGGCGAGCGUCCACGGUUACAUUUACGCCCUACUGGGGAUGUACGAGCCCUAUUGCGAUAUCGAGCGCUACGAUCCAGGAGCGGACCACUGGACUCUCCUCAGGCCGCUACACCCCGCUUCCUUCAGCUACGGGAUGGCGGCGAUGCCGAGCGGGAGCAUCCUGGUGUUUGGUGGGAGGAAGUGGAGCAACGGGCAGGAGGUGGUCCUGAAGAGCGUGCUGGAGUACGAACCCAAGAAAGACCACUGGAGGGAAAUCUGUCAGCUGCCAAGACCCCUCACGGGAACCGAGUGCACGUUACUACCGAUGCCUGACUAAAAGACACAACACUUGGGUCUGUCGUGUUUUAUGCACAUUUUGAUGCUAAGAUUCGGAGCUAGCCAGUUGAACUAAGCUCCAGUCGGUGUGUCGUCUCAGUCCUGAGUGAAGAUACCGCAGCUGGGGAUAAACUCUGGCCUGUUCAGAAUUCGACAAUGUCAUCCCCCGUUUGAUUAAAAACUCACUCCCAAAGACGUUUUUAAACGUCUUUUCAGACUUGGUCCAGAAUUGGCUGGUACUGAAUGAGUUAAAGUCAGCAAAGGCCCAACUAAGGAAUGUCUAAAAGACUUUCCUGGGCGAUUCUCCCCUGACGUGGGGUCUGCUAAAAGAUUUUUCCUCCCCGAAGUGCUCGGAAGACGUUUUCGGUAUCUACGAUGGUAAAUUCUUUCAUUCACCACCAAAAAAGACCAGGAAAUGAGUUUUCCAUCACAAUGUUGGUUCCAGGUAAGCUAAAGGUGUUGCUCACUUGGCUGGUGAUCUUUUGAGACCUCAUCAGUUGCGGCCCAAGUACCGUUCCAAGUCAAAGUACGAAUAAACCAAGAACUGGACGUGUUUCAAAAAGUAUUUUUGUCUCAGUUGACAAACAGCUAGAAAUGUGCACUGCUGCCAUCUACAUGACUGGAGGAGAACAGUACAGACCCAAAAGCACAGGCAGUGACUUUCCAUCACGGGCGGUUUAGUCUUGCAGUGUGAGUGGGUACAACAAAUCUAAAAACCGCACAGCGUAUCUCCGGCUUAAGAUGAGCCAAGGGGAAGCGGGAAUGUUUUAGGACGAGGUGAGGACAAGGUGAGGAGAUUUAGCAGGGAAACGCCGGCUGAAUUUGUAAGCGAAGGUAUGGAAGAAAACGAACAUGCGAUGAGAAUUUAGAAGCGAUUAUUGAUUAAACUUCAAGAUAGAAUUCAUGUAUUUUUUUGACUUUUGGUUUUGGUGAAGCUGCAGCGUGGAGGGAAAAAAAAACACGAAACAACUUCUUGCAAUAAAUAAUCAAAUAUGAACCAUCCUCAUUCUUUUGCCUUGCAGAAAUGUUUAUGCCGUGCUCAUCUGACAUCAAUUUGAUGUUGAAGAUUGGAUUUUUAUAUGAUAUUGACACCAGAUGCCCACUGGGCACAACCAAAAUAAGACGGUCGUCCAAACGACCAAACUUUAUUGAUCCACCCGCAUCGUCCAACAGAACACACACAUAAAUAUUUUUUUUUCUGUUGUCAUAAUCAUAUUAAUUUCAGCAUUCGGUUAUCUUGACACUCUUUAAAAAAAAAAAGACGAAGAAAAUCUGGUGCUUUAAAACACAAAACUUGAGAAUAAGAAUAAAUAAUCUUGUGUGUAUUUGCAGCAAGGACAUGCUACUACUCACUACGAGCAUCGGCGGCAUGAACUCUUUGUCCAAGCUUUUUUUUCUUUUUUUUCUUUUUUUUUUGCGGUGCUUCUGUGUGCCAUUCAAACCCAAGGGUCGGAACAUUAGGAACACCUGAGAUUCAAUCUCCAAGGGCGGCGUCGUCUGUCAAUAUCGAAAGCGUUGGAUGGGGCGACAACCACAAAUGAUAAAAAGAGUGUCCAGGGUGAUGAUAUGACAUGAGCAUUAGCAUCCAUGACGGUUCUAAUAUUACACGUGGUAAGAUUGUGUGGGUGUGCCUAAUAUUCUGGCAAGUGAGAUUACAAUUUGAUUUUUUGGUGGGGAUUACAUAACACUGAGGCUAUUUAUAAAUAUGCUAUACAAAGAAUGUCCAGUAUAUACUCUGCUUUGCAUUUUUUUUUCCAUAUUCAACUGGCAAGCAAAAACCAAACAAUGAACAAGCGUCAUUAUUUAUUUUUUUAUCACAUACGAUUUUUCAUAAUUCAAUUUUAUGAUCUGAUCCCAAAAUAUGACAUUGAAAAAUGGGCCAUCAUUUUUUUUUAAGAUGAAAGUGAUACUUUUUCACGUUCCAUUUUUGAGUGCCAAUUGAAAACCGAAAG
Messenger RNA from Hippocampus comes (tiger tail seahorse), 5359 nucleotides. RefSeq names its product kelch-like family member 34 (gene klhl34). The record is from RefSeq and is a predicted model, not a curated record. The transcript has a single exon. Lineage: Eukaryota; Metazoa; Chordata; Actinopteri; Syngnathiformes; Syngnathidae. Gene Ontology annotation, molecular function: protein binding. The coding region runs from base 1633 to 3408 and encodes 591 amino acids.